Molecule: messenger RNA, 1513 nt
Organism: Plasmopara halstedii
Lineage: Eukaryota; Oomycota; Peronosporomycetes; Peronosporales; Peronosporaceae
Exons: 1
Coding region: 394-579 (61 amino acids)
Source: RefSeq, a predicted model, not a curated record
AAAGGCGCCACACUUGCGUCUAAAUAUUUCAGAACAUAUCGUAGCAGUUCCCCACUUCUUGUGACAGAUCCACUAAGUGACUUUGAGCAUGGUGAGGGAGAGGUUGUCGAUACUAAUCAAUUCGUGGAUAUUGGUUGUGCUACCAUGUAGAAAAUUGAGAAAUCUGUCUCAACGGGACUGUGAUAUGCGGAUGUUUCUAUGGCGAACAACCCAGGCAGGAUAUGCAAAAUCAACAUGAAGAUCGGGGGCAGAUGAUACACAUACAUUUGCUGCUAGAGAUAAAGUUCUUAUGUUUGAUUAAUCUACAGACGUAUGCAGGAGAUGCAGUUUGAAAACAAAUUGCACCCUCACUGCAUUGAGCCUUUGCAGUCGUAGCCAUGAAGCGAUUGGCUUAUGCUUUUAACCUACCAAACAGAAUGCAAACACAGCCCAAUUUGUGUGGUCCAACGAAAGUCGUAUCCCCAUUUCUUGAGCCACUCAGACGGGAAGCGUGUCGUUGAAAAUGAAUCGAUGUCACAGCAAAAAUGUGUAGCUAACGCUCAUUUUGCUAAAGUUGACGUUCACUUUUCAAAUCGUUAGCAUGAUAGAUCCGAUCUCGGGUGUGUACGUUAGCGUCCGAUCGACUUCUGGACAGACGCACAAUAAGCCCUUAGAGUAACCAACACGCUCUCUCAUGUCCAAACUCCAAAGCAGCUCACCGCGCAAAAUUUAUCCCAGCUCAAGCGUGCAUGAUGAGAUAGGCAAGGUCCACAUUCAUGUUAAAAGCUUAUGGCUCGAUGAAUUUGUGAGUAGUAUUUAGUUGGAUGGCGAAUUUCUGUCGUACUUCUAUAGAAUCGCUAUAACUCGAAAUGUUCUAUCAUCUCUUUCCAUGCUUCACGGCACAGUGCGCAAAUGGCUAGAGAGGUCUGGUCUUGUCCCAGUCCGAGUCAUUGGCGGUACUGUAUCAGCAUGGUUUGUGGACAUGACCGCGACUGAAUUCUGCAUAAACCGGACUAGAGGGCCUAGUCGUUGUCUUUGUGCCUCAGGAUGCGAAUUGAAGCAGUUAGUGGGCUCCUUUCUAUGAAUUUGCUUAUUUUUCCGCAAAACCGAUAAGCGUUUCGCGCCGUAAAAUUUUCGGCUCUUAUUGAGAGAAUUCAGUACCAUGUAAGCAGCCAUUAUUACGGCUGAUUUUCCGUCAGCAGUCAUAUUUAAAAGCUGUAAACUGGGGGCAGAAAACGCUAGAAAAGUGAGUCGCGCGUGAGCAUUCCGCGCUCGAACUGAGCUGUACACCAGCCCAAAAAGUGGCUGGUGUGUGCUGCGGCACGUCGAACUGUUUUCGUCGGAUCGAAUCUACCAAACCCAUUGUCGCGAUGAGUUAAACUUUCUUGUGUGUUUGUCGCUGAGAUGAUUAAUCUCUUUGGACAAGACCUAGCUACGAUAAAAUCAAACUGACCUUAUCGCCGGCCUCGUAUCGGAGGUUUACCGCCCUUUGCUUGGCCAAGAAGAGCGUAUUUUCAGCUCGCGCAAAAAGGGA